This is a messenger RNA of Prosopis cineraria, 594 nucleotides long. RefSeq lists its product as uncharacterized. The record is from RefSeq and is a predicted model, not a curated record. The transcript has 2 exons. Bases 1 to 594 code for a protein of 197 amino acids. Lineage: Eukaryota; Viridiplantae; Streptophyta; Magnoliopsida; Fabales; Fabaceae.
AUGGGUCUUCUAUCUGAUGAUAAGGAAUAUGUUGACGGAAUUAAAGAGGCAACAUUUUGGACAUUUGAUGUUGGAGAUGGCAAUGUUGGGGAAUUGAAUGAUGGUUGUGUCUUAGUUGAUCUACCACCUUCUAUAAUUGACCCAAUGUUAGAUAAUCCCAUUGCUAGCAUUGUUCAUGAGGUGUAUCCUAAUUUGGAAAAAAGAUUUAAUGAUCCAUCAUAUUUUACUGAAAGAGUGAUAUUAUCAACAAUAAAUGAGGUUAUGUGGAAACUAAAUGGUUAUGUUUGUUCACUUUUCCCAAGGGAAGAACAUGUUUACCUUAGUGCUGAUUCUAUUUCAUUGGUUUCUCAAGGCAAUGAUUCUUUUGAGCAAUUAUAUCUACCGGAGUUCCUAAACUCUAUCAAUUCAUCUAGUUUGCCACCCCAUCGAUUGGUUUUAAAGGUUGGAAUGCCUGUCAUGUUGCUUCAUAAUAUUGACCAGUCAGCAGGCUUAUGUAACGGCACAAGAUUAGUUAUUUGUCAUCUUGGUAUGUAUGCAAUUCAAGCUAAGGCAUUAAGUACAUCCAAUAAGGAUGACAUGGUUGUAAUCCAUUGA